Molecule: messenger RNA, 658 nt
Organism: Microcebus murinus (gray mouse lemur)
Lineage: Eukaryota; Metazoa; Chordata; Mammalia; Primates; Cheirogaleidae
Product: beta-defensin 1-like
Biological process (GO): cell chemotaxis; defense response to bacterium
Cellular component (GO): extracellular region
Molecular function (GO): chemoattractant activity; CCR6 chemokine receptor binding
Source: RefSeq, a predicted model, not a curated record
ACUGUCCCCAGACUCUCAGGAAAAGUAGAACCUUCCCGGAGCAGGCAGGUGAGCUCCAGGCCACACUUUGAGUCUGUCCCUGAACAACAUCCAUACCCCAGAUCCUAAAUGGAGCUAGACAGGAAGGAGCUGCUGGUCCCAAGGGCAGAGGGAAGGGAUUACCCAGGGUUGUUUGUGUCCCGAUUUGCAUAAGAGCUGUUGAGUGUCUUUUGUUCUCUGAGGGCCACUGCUCUGACGCACCAGGUAGAUGUCCAGCUGCAAUCAUUGUGUAAUUACCGGCAUUGCGGCCAGGGCCCAUGAUGAAUGCUACCGAGUGACCGGGUGCCUGCGCCUUUAUAAGGUGGACAGCUCCACUUCCUCCACAGUCUCAGUUUGAGGAAGAGCUCACCAGCCAUGAGGAUCCUGCAUCUCCUCUUCACGGGCCUCUUGGUGUUCCUGUUGCCUCUUCCAGGCUUUUCGAAAGAUAUCACAAAUCCCAUUAGCUGCGCCAGGAAUAGAGGCGUGUGUAUCCCGUUUUCUUGCACUAAGACGUGGAAGCAGAUCGGCACCUGCGGCCCUUCCAGAAUCAAAUGCUGCAGGAAGAAAUGAGCCCGGAAGCCGCAGGGACCCGUGUGGCCGCGCGGCUCCGUCAGCAAAGACAUGUGAUGUGUAAACCAAA